UGCUGAGCCCAGCAUGCCCAGCUCCAGCGGUGUCUCCGCCGCCCUCUCGAGACCACAGCUUCCUUCCUCGCUCCAGGGGGCGAAGCCGGCUGGGGGAGGGGGCUUAUACAGGACUCAGCUCCCCGCAAAGCGGCUCCGCCUUUCUCGCUCUCGGCCUCCGCGCCCGGAAUCUUCCCAUCUCUCUGGCGGCGGUGGAUGGGGUGCAGCGCGACCCUGCAGCGGCAGCAGCUGCUUCUUCCAUCACUCGGAGGAUGCCCGGGCCGGCAUAGCCUGCAGCGCCCGCCGCUCCGCAGCCUCCUACUGGCCCGGGAGGACCCUACACACACAACAAUCGGCCAAGGAGACGGAGUCUGCAACGCUCCCUUGCCGGCCCGCCCCCCCCCUCCCCCGCGGCACCAGCCGCUUCUGGCCAACGAGGUAUCGGGGCAGAGGGAGCCCCCGCCGCUGCCGCCGCCGUGCGAAAGCAGCGCCCGGGAGGAUGCUGCUACCCGACUCCCCCUACGCUGAGCGGCUGCAACGCGCUCCGGCCAGCCUCUGCGCGGCUGCUGCCAGCCUGCGCCGGGUUGGUGCGCGCGGCCGUCCGUCCCUGCGGCUCCUCCCCUUCGCCGCGCUGCCCUCCUCCUCCGCCCGUCCCGUGCCCGCCCCCCUUGAAGAAUCGGGCUCCAGCCGCCUCCGCCGCCUUGGGGGCAGGAGAUGCGGGGCUCGAUUCACCGCGACGACGCUCGGGCCGCCAUCUACACGACCGAGGCCGUAGCAGUCCGUCCCCAAGCACCUGGGCGCGGAAGCGGGGUGCGGAGAGAUCGGGCGCCCAGGGCUCUGAGAAACUUGGAGUCUCCUUGCGGCUGCCGGGCUUAGGCGCCCGUUUUUGCUUUCAGAGGGAGUUGGUGAUAAAGUUAGGGCAGAAAUCCCCAAGCGGCCGCCCACUCCGCUCUUCGCCCUGGGCGUCGGCACCGCCCUCCCCUCUGGGAACCCAGGACUCACCCGGCUCCGAGGAUGCCGAGCGCCGCUUGCAGGCUUUCUACUCCCGGCUCACGCGUUCCAGCUGCUCUGGGGCUUCUCCCUCAGCGAGGAAGUAAUAAAUCUUUCUGACCCCGGGGUCAAAGAAGACGCAUCAGUUUUUGGGAGGAGUGUGCAGGCGGGGCGCCUUCCCCCACUUUACUCCACCUACGGAUAGAGCAGCUUGGGGUUCACUACGUCCCCCGCAGAUGCUCUCCUGGCCUCCGCUCGUAAUGAUGCGUCCGCUGUGACCGAGUGCUCGGGAACUGGGCUGAUGGGGGUCGGGGAGUGACUCUGUUGUUCCAGUUUACAGUAAAAUACUUGUCUUGCUUCUUGCUUUUA
This is a messenger RNA of Enhydra lutris kenyoni (northern sea otter), 1338 nucleotides long. RefSeq lists its product as uncharacterized. The transcript has a single exon. The coding region runs from base 14 to 754 and encodes 246 amino acids. The record is from RefSeq and is a predicted model, not a curated record. Lineage: Eukaryota; Metazoa; Chordata; Mammalia; Carnivora; Mustelidae.